UCGUGUCGCUACUGCCUAUAGCUACCCGAGGAGAGUUUCUGCUCUUCGAGAUACAGCCGACGUCAGCGUCCAGACGGCCCUCAGCAUCGUUAUUCAUAAGUGUCCAGGUGGUACUGUUAACAAAGUGUUAUUGCGUGGAAACUUUGAGUGAUGUAAUGACUGAAUGAAAUGUGUGUCAGUUUUUUUUUUCGGGAAUAAUAUUAAAGAAAAAUGUGAGAGAUUUCGUCCGAUUAUUUGAAAUUGGGUUUAACAGGCAGCAGAUGAAGAAUAAUUAAUGAUUGACAUAUGCUUCCAGAAGAAAGCGAUGAGUGAAUCAAAGUUCUCAUUAAAUGGAUCACUGGACAGGUACAGCUAUUCCAUUGCCAACUACUCAGGAGAUCACGGCAGAGCUCCAUCCAGUCAAUUCGAAAUGGAUGUCUCUCCCUCAUUCAACGACUCAGAGUCCGGCAAUUCAAGCAUGGAGGACUACCUGAAUAGCGGCUCUCUGUUGCCAAAUGAAACCUACGACAGUUUGUUUGAAGUACCAACAGGUGUCACUGCUCUCCUUUCACUUUUCUACGGCUCCAUUUCUGUCAUGGCUGUCGUUGGGAAUUCCCUGGUUAUGUGGAUUGUGGCCACUAGCCGAAGAAUGCAGAACGUAACCAAUUGCUUCAUCGCCAACCUGGCGCUGGCGGACAUCGUAAUUGGACUCUUUGCUAUACCGUUUCAGUUCCAGGCGGCGCUGCUGCAGCGGUGGAACCUCCCCCACUUCAUGUGCGCCUUCUGUCCGUUCGUCCAGGUGCUCAGCGUCAACGUGAGUAUCUUCACACUGACGGCCAUCGCGGUGGACCGGCACCGGGCGAUCCUGAACCCACUCAGCGCCAGCCCCUCCAAAUUGUGCGCAAAACUGGUGAUUGCCGGUAUCUGGGUGAUUUCCGGAGGGCUGGCUGCACCCAUGGCAGUAGCGCUUCGAGUGACGAUGGUAGACUCACCACACGGUCACCAGAAGCCGUUCUGCCACAACGUGAAGCUCUCGGAGGAAGCAAUGUUGUCAUACCGCGUGAUCCUGGUGGUCCUGCAGUAUCUGACGCCACUGUGCAUCAUCUCCUGUGUCUACAUCCGCAUGGCGCUCGCCCUCUGGGGGUCCAAGGCACCGGGCAACGCCCAGAGCUCGAGGGACGCAACACUCAUGAAGAACAAGAUGAAGGUCAUCAAGAUGCUUGUGAUUGUGGUCGCUCUCUUCGCCCUUUGCUGGCUGCCUCUGCAGACUUACAACGUUCUUCAUAAUAUUUUCCCCGAGAUAAACGGGUACCGUUAUAUCAACAUCAUCUGGUUCUGCUGCGAUUGGCUGGCAAUGAGUAACAGCUGCUACAAUCCAUUCAUUUACGGCAUUUACAACGAGAAAUUCAAACGCGAAUUCCAGCUUCGGUUUGGUCUGUGUUCGCGCCGGUGUUCCGCAGCCGCCCCAGGGACGUCACUGACCCGCGAUUUGAGUGAGAUGGAGAAGCUAAGCUCGAGGUACGACAACUCGUUCCGCUAUCACCCCACUUGCCCGCCGCCCCCGCCGCCGCCACAAGGGAGGAGGGAUGCAUACCGCACCCUGCUUACCCAGAAUCACCGCACAAGGCCCAUUUGCGCCGAUGAGAAAUACUGAGGCGCGUCAUCACGCCUCUUCGUUAUAACAGCUGAU
Messenger RNA from Cryptotermes secundus, 1669 nucleotides. RefSeq names its product neuropeptide Y receptor type 1. Gene Ontology annotation, biological process: G protein-coupled receptor signaling pathway. The record is from RefSeq and is a predicted model, not a curated record. Lineage: Eukaryota; Metazoa; Arthropoda; Insecta; Blattodea; Kalotermitidae. The transcript has 7 exons. The coding region runs from base 275 to 1633 and encodes 452 amino acids. Gene Ontology annotation, molecular function: neuropeptide Y receptor activity. Gene Ontology annotation, cellular component: membrane.